Messenger RNA from Didymodactylos carnosus, 631 nucleotides. NCBI's taxonomy places the organism in Eukaryota, Metazoa, Rotifera, Eurotatoria, Philodinida, Philodinidae. The record is from the annotation of a GenBank genome assembly.
CGGCUCAUUUAUUCUUCUUUUCCUAUAAACGUGUCUUCGCGGUAAUGUCGUUUUUUGUAUUCGCGGUAAUGUCGUUCGCGGUAAUGUCGUUUUUUGUAUUCGCGGUAAUGUCGUUCGCGGUAAUGUCGUGUCACGCAUUCCAACUUUUGAAGGCACUCAUGUUCCGUAUUCAAAUACAUAAUUAAACGCAUUUCUUUUUUACAUGAUCAGUAUGAUUCAAUAUUCAGUUGUUUUAUUUCUUCGUAUUUCGCUAGAUCAUUCAGGAAAAAUAUCCGGUAAUGAAUUAAAACAAGUGUUAAAUGCGCUAAAUAUUCAAGUGAGUGACAAUGAAUUAAAGCAAUUCAUGUCUCAAUUGGAUUCCGAUGGUAGUGGGUCCAUUGAAUUUGACGAGUUUUGUCGAGUGAUGGGACCGGCUUUGUUUAAAAAAUAUACACGUGAAGAAUUAUAUGAAACAUUUAGAAUAUUUGAUCAAGAUGGUAAUGGCUACAUCCAAGCAAAGGAAUUAGAGUUAAUUUUUGCACGAAUGGGUAAACGAAUGAGAAGAAAUGACAUUGAUGUUAUGAUAAAAUUAUUAGAUACCAGUGGUGACGGUCAGAUUAGCUUUGAUGAAUUUCUCAAACUGUUUGAUUAA